Molecule: messenger RNA, 3752 nt
Organism: Oncorhynchus gorbuscha (pink salmon)
Lineage: Eukaryota; Metazoa; Chordata; Actinopteri; Salmoniformes; Salmonidae
Gene: crbn
Product: cereblon
Exons: 11
Coding region: 891-2231 (446 amino acids)
Biological process (GO): protein ubiquitination
Cellular component (GO): Cul4A-RING E3 ubiquitin ligase complex
Source: RefSeq, a predicted model, not a curated record
AUCAAAGCAAAGUGGCUGCUUUGAAGAAUCUCAAAUAUAAAUCCUAUAUUGAUUUGACACUUUUUUGGUUACUACAUGAUUCCAUGUGUUAUUUCAUAGUUUUGAUGUCUUUACUAUCUUCACUACAAAGUAGACAAUAGUCAAAGAAAGAAAACCCUUACAUGAGUAGGCAUGUCCAAACUUUAGACUGGUACUGUAUAUUCUUAUGCGCAACGCAGAGUGCCUGGACAUAGCCCUUAGCUGUGGUAUAUUGACCAUAUACCACAAACCCCCGAGGUGCCUUCUUAUUGCUAUUUUAAUCUGGUUACCAACGUAAUUCGAGCAGUGCAAAUACAUGUUUUGGCAUACGAGUGGUAUAAUGUCUGAUAUACCAUCGACUGUCAGCCAAUCAGCAUUCAGGGCUCAAACCACCCAGUUUAUAAAUGACCAUUAAUAUAUUACCAUAAGAAUGUAUAUAUUCCUGCUACCAGUCACUUUUCAGCCUGGUUUACAUGUAUAUUUCACUACCAGACACUUUUUAUUUAUAAAUCCACCUCAACCUUAGUAAGGUCCUGGCAGUAACCUGUAUGUACUUGCAUUCUCGUGUUUCUAACUCACAUUGUAGUUUUUGUGUGGUUGACAUUUUUUAUAUUGUUGGGAAAGAGCUAUCAAGGUACAGUUUUACACCUGCUUUGUCCUGUGCAAGUGGCGAAUAAACUUUGAAACUUGAAAAUAAUCAUUUUCUUUACCCCAAAUGUAUAAUUAAUUCGAGAACCGGAAUACAAGACUAGCUCCUUCCACUGAGGGACGAUAGUGAGUCGUUUUCGACGCAUAUCCUGCGAUAAAACACCACUGAGAAAGAAGAGUCAAAACCAUUUUUUUUUUACAGUCUAUGGUGUAAACAGAAGGAUAUGGCCGACGAGAGGGGAGCAGGCGACAACAAUAUCAACGACAACAUGGGCAACCAACUACAGCUCUUACCCGAAAAUGAAGAGGAAGAGGAGAAUGAGAUGGAGACUGAGGACCGUGACAGUGAGGAUGCAGAAAAACCAAACAUAAACUUUGACCCCAGUCUUCCAACUUCACAUGCUUACCUGGGCUCAGAUAUGGAGGAGUUUCAUGGGCGCACAGUGCACGAUGACGACAGCUGCCAGACCAUCCCAGUGCUGCCAUUCACAGCUGUCAUGCUGAUCCCAGGACAGACCCUGCCGCUGCAGCUCUUCAGACCGCAGGAGGUCAGCAUGAUGCGAAGCAUUAUCCAGAGAGACCGCACCUUUGCUGUUCUUGCACACAGUGAAACAGGCGAGGUGCAGGCAGAGUUUGGGACGACGGCUGAGAUCUAUGCUUACCGGGAGGAGCAGGAGUACGGCAUUGAGACAGUCAAAGUGAAGGCAGUCGGGCGGCAGCGGUUCAAGGUCCAUGAGAUCAGAACGCAAGCAGAUGGAAUCAGACAGGCCAAGGUGCAGAUCCUCCCUGAGCGGAUCCUUCCAGACCCCCUGACUGCAGUGCAGCUCACGCCCCUGUCCCGCCUCCACAUGCACCCCUCCUCCAGACCCCCUGCCCAGAGCUGCAAACAGGCCCAGUGCUGGUGGGCCACCUACCGCCAGAGGAAGUUCCACUGUGCCAACAUGACCUCGUGGCCUCCCUGGGUCUACGCCCUCUAUGACUCUGAGACUCUGAUGAAGAGAGUGAAGAGACAGCUCCAUGAGUGGGACGAGAACCUCAAGGAUGAUUCCCUCCCCACAAACGCUAUAGAUUUCUCCUAUAGAGUGGCUGCCUGUCUGCCCAUAGAUGAUGCCCUUCGGCUCCAGCUGCUGAAGAUUGGCAGUGCCAUCCAGAGGCUGCGCUGUGAGCUAGACAUCAUGGCCCGGUGCACCUCGCUGUGUUGCAAGCAGUGCCAAGAUACAGAGAUCACCACCAAGAACGAGAUCUUCAGCCUGUCUCUGUACGGCCCCAUGGCAGCCUACGUCAACCCCCACGGCUACGUCCAUGAGACCCUGACCGUCUACAAAGCCAGCAACCUCAACCUGGUCGGUAGGCCGUCCACACUCCACAGCUGGUUUCCAGGGUAUGCCUGGACGAUUGCUCAGUGUCGUACCUGUGCUUCACACAUGGGAUGGAAGUUCACAGCCACCAAGAAAGACUUGUCCCCUCCUCGUUUCUGGGGCUUGACCCGCUCGGCCAUGCUGCCCCGCAUCCCCCAGACUGAGGGUGAGGAGGGGGAUGAGGGCUCCCGCCUGCUCUGCCUGUGACAACAUGGGGAACUCCCCUCCCCACCCCCCAUGUCCCCAAUGGCUCUUCGAUCGCCCCACCCUGUCCACUGGGCAAGGGUCUCUAUUUUAGUAAUCGAGGCAUCCCGCCCAACCCCCUGACAGCCAUUGCAGCACAUUCAUCAUAUUAGUGUAAAGGUCAUCCUGCUUUAAAAUGGCAUUUUCUAACAUAGAGAGGGGGUGGGGGCAAGGAGGAGGUGGGAGGGGUGUUUUGUUCCUGACUGCAGGGACACUGCUGAUGGAAUGCGUUGCACAUCGACAGAUAGAUGUGGGGAAUGGAGCAAGAGAUUAGUUCUGCAACACAGCAUAUCUUCCCCAUAGCAUGCUACUCUUGACCUGUCUGUAUGGCUGUCUACUGUGGUCUGUCUAUCCAGCUUCUAUGCUAUUUGCCACAGACACGGCACGCACCAGUGCAUUGCCACUUGCUCUUAAACAUAGUGGGUGUGACUUUGCAUGCGGUAUCCAGCUAGGUGUAUAUAGGCUUAUAGACAGCCAUCAAGAGGACCUUCAGUACCCAUGAUCUAUCUCUAAACAAACCAAUCAAUAGAAAGCCACUUGUGAUUCAGGUCCACUGUUUGUCCUCGAUGUGUUUCUCAGAGAAGGUCAGUUCAGCUGGAUCGGUCAUAGAGAGUUAAACCAUGUCAAAUCCACGGUUUAGACGGUGUACGUACAUAUGAAAGUAUACUUCUUUUACAAGGAUGUAUCAUGCCUUUGUUUCAUAUGCCCGUUGAAUGCAUAUGAUGGAGGAAUUCGGAACAUGAACAAUGUAAGGAAGCUAUUGCUUUAUUUUGAAAUGCGUGGAAAUAUAUUAUUUGAUUGGUUUUCAUAUUUUCACAUUGUCUAAAAUGUACACUAUAUGUAAUACACAUGUAGAGAUAGAGGUUUCUAUUUUGAAACAGGCGGAGGCCCAUUGAACUGCAAGACACUGUUCCUUUGAAGACAAGGUGUACCUCUGGUUAGUGAAGACUAGAGUUGGUUUGAUGCCUGGUGUACUAUAGACUUGGAUAGCAGGGCACAAGGCAGUGGAGCCAGAGAUACUAGAAUUUCAGUCUUUCGCCAUGGUUCUAUAUGUGAUGUUGCUGCACUAAGGGCAUGGCUGGAUGACGUGCCUAUGGUCCAAAUCAAUGUCUAGUGAGCCACACAAUUAAAUGGGACAUUGUGUUAAUUAACCUGUAUUGGUUAAAAAUGGCAACAUUAUAUCAAGUGUUACCUACAUAACUAUAUUUUUGUUUAGAUCAAUGUAUUUGUUUUAAAUUAAGAAUUGUAUUCCUUGCUGAUGUACAAGGUUAUUUUGGCUCAUGUUUGUAAGUAACCAAUAAGAAUCAAUGUAGCAAUUCUGGUCUGACAUAGCUGAUUUAUCUAUGUAGAACCUCAACACUCUUGCCCCUCCCAUUGCCGUGUAUUUCCAUUUUAGAACAUGUAAUACAUGAUUGAUUUGUUCAGCUCGAUUAUCAACAUUUGAGUAAAGUAAUUCCAUGCAAUAAGAAAUGUUCUGCAAUACGA